AUGUUGGGCCAGGCCCUGGCGGGGCCCCACCACGAGACUCCGGGGGGCUGCCAGGGCGAUUCCUACGAGGGGGCGGUAUCCGAGGCCUGGGAUUCGAUCGAUCCCACGCCGGUGUUGAGCUCGGCCGGCGGGGAUCUCCUUCGCGCGUACUUCGUCUGCGCCAAGGCCGUCGGCCGGGACGCCGUCGAUGCCGGGAUGAUGGAGACGCUCGUCAAACUCACCCACGCGCACUGCCAAAUGCGAACCCGCUGGACGCGUCAGUACGACCGCGCCCUCCGCCGCACCCGACGUCCGGGCCACCCCCCCACCGGCCAAGACGCUCCGUCGACCCCCCCGGAGAAGGGGGCGGGGAGGUCGAUUUCGGACGAGGCCGACGGUGUUUUUCGCGCUCUUUCCGCCGGCCCGCCCACCACGGCGCUGAUCGACGCCGUGGCGGCCAUCGGCCUCUGCGACGGGACGCUACAUUUCUUCACCGGCCACGCCCUCCUCGCCCGCUGCGUCUUCGAACUCCUGCAGGCGGAAAUGGCCGAAAUCGCGGGGGGCCCCGCCGAGCCCGAGGCCACGGCCAAUCCCUUGGCCGCCUGGAGGGCUUCGCUCGACGCGGCGACCCAAAUCGCGCCCCUGCAAGCCGAGCCCGAGGCCGCGCGCUGUUAUUUUCCCAUUGAGGAAUUCGUGGCAGAUUUAGAGGCCCAUCUGAAUGCGACCCUCAGCAACAGCAUGCGGCAAUCCUGA
Phytomonas sp. Hart1 is the source of this 732-nucleotide messenger RNA. The record is from the annotation of a GenBank genome assembly. NCBI's taxonomy places the organism in Eukaryota, Euglenozoa, Kinetoplastea, Trypanosomatida, Trypanosomatidae.